AUGCCUGAGAUAUGCAUUCGCAUAACCGACAUCCAGGUGGGCCAUGUACUGGGCAAGGGUGCCUCAACGCUCAAAGACAUCCAGGAGCGCACCGGAGCGAAGCUAGAGAUCCUCGAAACUGGCCCGCAGGUGAGGAUUACCGCUGACGACGACGCCAAGGUGGCCGCGGCGGAGGCAGAGGUCAAGAAGAUUGUCGCUCGACAGGAGAAGCCCGACUACGAGGGCCCGAAGGGCAUGCGCCUGCGCAAGGAAGCAAACGACCUCGGGUGUUUGCGCUCGAAACUCUUCGACGAGGCGACCAAGAGGCGAGAGGCAGGUGACCACGAGGGCGCGAACAAGCUGGUUGCGAAGGGCAAAGAGGCUGGCAAGAACAUGCAAGCCCGUCAUCGCGAGGCAGCCGUGGCGAUUGCCUGGUACAACAACGAGGCCAAGGGCAAGGGUCAGAACUUUUUUGACAUGCACGGCCUGCGUGUGGAGGAGGCGAUGGAGAUGCUGAAGGUACGCAUGGCCAGGCUGGAGGAACAGCCGGAGGGGACGAUGACGGAGUUCGAGGUCGUUCCUGGCGCCGGCCACCACUCCGCCCCAGGCGCGCAGAAGCUGAAGGCCGCCACGCUGGAGUACAUCAAGUCGAAGGGCUACGUGUACGACGUGGUCAACGCCGGAACCUUUCUCGUGAAGGUGCCCGGCCGCAGCGAGGGCGUCAUCUCGAAGCCGGAGUAUGGCGACAAGGCGCCGACUAAGCGCGACGAGUCGAAGAAGGAGCCGGCCAGAAAGAGCAAGACGAAGUCCUGCUGCGUAUGUAUGUAA
Leishmania braziliensis MHOM/BR/75/M2904 is the source of this 807-nucleotide messenger RNA. RefSeq lists its product as hypothetical. The record is from RefSeq and is a predicted model, not a curated record. NCBI's taxonomy places the organism in Eukaryota, Euglenozoa, Kinetoplastea, Trypanosomatida, Trypanosomatidae. The coding region runs from base 1 to 807 and encodes 268 amino acids. The transcript has a single exon. Gene Ontology annotation, molecular function: RNA binding.